This is a messenger RNA of Cladophialophora bantiana CBS 173.52, 627 nucleotides long. RefSeq lists its product as uncharacterized. The transcript has 2 exons. The record is from RefSeq and is a predicted model, not a curated record. Bases 1 to 627 code for a protein of 208 amino acids. Gene Ontology annotation, molecular function: oxidoreductase activity, acting on paired donors, with incorporation or reduction of molecular oxygen; monooxygenase activity; heme binding. NCBI's taxonomy places the organism in Eukaryota, Fungi, Ascomycota, Eurotiomycetes, Chaetothyriales, Herpotrichiellaceae.
AUGAUCUCGCAAUCCUCCCUCGUCCAGCUGAGAAACCUCGUUGCAUCAUGGUAUAGGCUGGCCUUGCUCUCACUACUGCUUUUUCCGCUAGGUCUGCUCGGACUGUAUCUCUACAACACACCCACCACAUGGAAGGACAGUCGACGAAAGCACCUACCACCCGGUCCCAAGGGAUAUCCAUUCAUCGGCAAUCUUUUAGACCUCGCAGAUUCGGAGCUUGUUAGACACAAGGCAAAGCAGUGGCAUCAGCAGUUUGGGGAUAUCUUCUACACAAAGAUAGGUGGCACCGACUACAUUUGGUUGUCAUCGCCCAAAGCCGUAAAAGAUUGCCUCGAUAAGAAAUCGAAUAUCUAUUCGUCUCGUUCGCCGGCACCCUUUGCUCAAAAUGUUGCGAGUGGGGGGAAACGCCAGUUUUUCACGGCGUACGGCUCUGGAUGGCGAAAUUUACGUAAAUCGAGCCAUGUGUUGCUCAAUGCUACGAGCGCCGUCAAGUAUCAGCCAAUUCAAGAUUUCGAGUCGAAGGAACUUUUGGCCAAUUUCCUCGAGACACCAGAAAGAUUCUACGAGCACAAUCGCCGGUAUAGCUCCUCUGUAAUUAUGCUGCUUACAUAUGGGUAUCCUAUCUAG